Messenger RNA from Poecile atricapillus (Black-capped chickadee), 1558 nucleotides. Its product is annotated as putative mitochondrial transporter UCP3. Gene Ontology annotation, cellular component: mitochondrial membrane. The transcript is spliced from 6 exons. Gene Ontology annotation, molecular function: oxidative phosphorylation uncoupler activity. Bases 249 to 1229 code for a protein of 326 amino acids. Gene Ontology annotation, biological process: adaptive thermogenesis; mitochondrial transmembrane transport; mitochondrial transport. The record is from RefSeq and is a predicted model, not a curated record. NCBI's taxonomy places the organism in Eukaryota, Metazoa, Chordata, Aves, Passeriformes, Paridae.
CCACGGAGGGACGUGGCUCUGGGCAGGUCACUCUGGGGGAGAUGAUCUCACCCAGCAACCCCUGUUAUGGCUGGGGUGGGAUAGGGAAGGGUAGGCAUUGGUGAUCCCAUGCUUAGCAAGUCCUGUGCCUCAGCUUCCCUGGGAUAAAAGGGAGGAGACAGGGCAGGAUAUGGUUUUUGGGACCAAAGCCAUCAAGAGCUGCCACGGCACCGUCACUGAAUGGGACACCCACGAGAAGCCCUGUCCUGAUGCACCCUCCUGGCUCCCCCACAAGCCCCUCCUCUCCUUCCAGCCCCUCUGCCGCCAUGGUGGGUCUGAAGGCCCCUGAGGUGCCCCCGACGGCUGCUAUGAAGUUCAUCAGCGCAGGGAUGGCCGGCUGCAUCGCUGACCUGUGCACCUUUCCCCUGGACACCGCCAAAGUGCGGCUGCAGAUCCAGGGUGAGGUGAGGAUCCACCGGACCAUCAGCUCUGUGGAGUACCGGGGUGUUUUGGGGACGCUGAGCACCAUGGUGAGGACGGAGGGAGCCCGCAGCCUCUACAGCGGGCUCGCAGCCGGGCUGCAGCGCCAGAUGAGCUUUGCCUCCAUCCGCAUCGGCCUGUACGACUCUGUGAAGCAGCUCUACACCCCCAAGGGUGCUGAGAACACAGGCAUGGCUGCGAGACUCCUGGCUGGCUGCACCACGGGGGCUGUGGCCGUGGCCUGUGCCCAGCCCACCGACGUGGUCAAGGUCCGGUUCCAGGCCAGUGGGGCCCUGUCAGACAGUGCCCGCCGGUACAGCGGCACUGUGGAUGCCUAUCGCACCAUCGCCAGGGAGGAGGGGAUCCGCGGGCUCUGGAGAGGGACACUGCCCAACAUCGCUCGCAAUGCCAUCAUCAACUGUGGGGAGCUCGUCACCUAUGACCUCCUCAAGGACGCACUGCUGCGGGCACAGCUCAUGACAGACAAUGUCCCGUGCCACUUUGUGGCUGCCUUUGGGGCCGGGUUCUGUGCCACAGUGGUGGCAUCACCGGUGGACGUGGUGAAGACACGGUACAUGAACGCCAGCCCCGGGCAGUACCGCAAUGCCCUGAGCUGCCUCCUGGCCCUGCUCAUGCAGGAUGGCCCCGCCGGCCUCUACAAGGGCUUCGUCCCGUCCUUCCUGCGGCUGGGCUCCUGGAACGUGGUGAUGUUUGUGUCGUACGAACAGCUGCAGCGCGCCAUGGCGCUGGCACGGCCGGCCCUGGCCUGAGCCCCUCGGCGCCUCUCGCCAGCCCAGCGAGGCUCAGCAUCAAUUAUAUUAAUUGCCAAAGCGCUGGGGAGCAGCGAAACCGCACGCUUGGGGAGGGACCAGAGAGACAGAAGGAGGAAAGGAUGCUGUUUGAGGAGAAACGUGAGAGAAUGGAGGUUUUCAGAGAAGAGUUUUAAGGGAUGAAGGAAAAAAUGUUUGUUGGCUUUCCACCUGGGAAGAACUUCCCAAGGGCAGUGGUGUGGGCAGGCAGGACCAAGCUGAGGGCCAGAGAAUUCCUGUUAUUCCUUACUGGCGCUUCCAUUAAACCACCCCUAUGGGGUCUGAUCACA